AUGCGGUCAAAGAAAUACCACACCAUAACGGAGCCUCCACCAAAUUAUGUGAUUCCGGACGUCGCGUCGUCAGCCUCUAACCAAUUGACGUGUUUGGAUUAUUCGCAAAAGCGAAUCAAUGUGUUUGCUUUUUGUUUCAGGAACAAGUUUUUCGUCUUCUCCGCGUUCUAUGAUCGAAGAAAAGGGCAGAAGAUCAUCCGUGUGAUUGGAGCGACAAGAACCAGGGGACCAGAGAAGGUGUGGUGUAGAUUGUGGUACAAAACCAACGAAUUCAAUUCCUCUUCCCAUGUUUCUGUAACGGUAGCUGCCCAAACUAAGGUGAUCCGAGAAAAUUGGAAUCUGAAAUACAGCGCUUGCUUCGUGAUGUGUCUGCUAACGAACAAGACGGUGCCGACAGCUGUGAGUAUCGUAGCCAGGGUUAAGGACCCCCCUUCCAACCUGUUGGCAGUCAUCAAUAACUACAACGAGACCGUGACGACCCCCCAGAACAAGUUCGGAGUCUGUGUCAAGCCUCUUCAUUUCGACUACAAUAGGAGUGACUUCUGA
Messenger RNA from Leptinotarsa decemlineata (Colorado potato beetle), 546 nucleotides. Its product is annotated as beta-1,4-galactosyltransferase galt-1. The record is from RefSeq and is a predicted model, not a curated record. NCBI's taxonomy places the organism in Eukaryota, Metazoa, Arthropoda, Insecta, Coleoptera, Chrysomelidae. Gene Ontology annotation, cellular component: cytoplasm. Gene Ontology annotation, molecular function: glycosyltransferase activity.